This is a messenger RNA of Lytechinus variegatus (green sea urchin), 874 nucleotides long. RefSeq names its product protein Hikeshi-like. The record is from RefSeq and is a predicted model, not a curated record. Gene Ontology annotation, biological process: protein import into nucleus. Lineage: Eukaryota; Metazoa; Echinodermata; Echinoidea; Temnopleuroida; Toxopneustidae. Gene Ontology annotation, cellular component: cytosol; nucleus. Bases 112 to 714 code for a protein of 200 amino acids. The transcript is spliced from 4 exons. Gene Ontology annotation, molecular function: nuclear import signal receptor activity; Hsp70 protein binding.
UACGAACGAACUGCAUCUUGUGCCUUCCGUUUCCCAGGAAGUUCUCGAUCGUUCUGCUUUUUUUUGUCACCUUUUAUAUUUUCUAUUUGUCAGCAAAGCAAGUGCGCAAGAAUGUUUGCUUGUCUAGUUGCUGGGAGGUUGGUGCAAGGUGAGCCACAGCAAGUUGAUCCCACCCACUUCAUCUUCAACAUUGACAACGCUGCCUCCAUCAAUCAUGUCAUUGUCUUCCUCACCGGGGCUGCAGCUUUCCCGGAAGGUACAGGAGCGGCGGUCCACUUCGGCCAGCCCAGCCCCACUGGAAUGACGUGGCACAACCUGGGUUACAUCUCUAAUGAGAAACCCAGUGUUAUCUUCAAGAUAUCAGGACUAAAAAAUAUGCAAUCAACACCAAAUAGCUUUUUUACACAAGCACAACAGGCCAAUGCACUGCUCCCUUCCACUUCAGCCCAUAUAGGGAUUGCUGUAGAGCCUUUGGCAGAGUUGAAGCAGCAAACACCUGCAGCAAAUACACAAGCAUCGAAUGUAGAAUCCUUUGUGCAAUUCACCCAGAAGAUGCUGGAGAACUUCUACAACUACGCCUCUUCUUUCGCCAUCACCCAAGAUCAGAUGACCCCUCAACCUGGUGUCCAGUACCUGCCCGCUGACGUCCUUACCAAGUGGUAUGAAAACUUCCAGAGAAGACUCACGCAAGAUCCAAAUUUCUGGAAGAAAUGAGAUGAAAAUUCUACACCAGCGGUCAUACUGACGCUCAUGUGCACGCACAAAUGCUGAAAUGCUAAACUACAUGUAUCAGACUAUUGAACUAAAGCAUUUAAUCAUACUUUGCCAGUUUACACGUAUUAGAAUUUCAGGGUCAGUAUGUCAUCGUCCGUUG